Vidua chalybeata is the source of this 5606-nucleotide messenger RNA. It is a transcript of the gene C1H7orf57, whose product is annotated as chromosome 1 C7orf57 homolog. The record is from RefSeq and is a predicted model, not a curated record. The transcript is spliced from 7 exons. Lineage: Eukaryota; Metazoa; Chordata; Aves; Passeriformes; Viduidae.
AUGGAAAAUGCCAUGGAAAAAAGGAUGGAUUUUGGCCUCCUUUCAGCUCGGAUGGAGUUUCCCGGUAGGGACAAGGUCCGGGCGAGCGGUCGCAGUGGGAGAGCGUCCUCCCCUCUUUGGGAGGAAGGCGCCCGGCACGGCUUCCGAGGCUUCCCAAGCCGGGAGCACGCCUGGAGCCGCCCCCACUCCGCUCUGCGCCCCUGCUGCUGCGGGCGGUGGCGAGCAACACGCCGACCUUCAAGAAAGCAGGCAGGGAGGGCGGUACCGUGGGCCGGGCUGUCCCGCCCCGCCCUCGACGGGGUCCGGCUUUGCCCGCGUCUCCCCUUCGGGCUCCGUCCCGCCUGUCUCCCGGGGGUUGCGGGUCAGCCCUCGGGGAAUCGGCCUUUGGUCUCUGACCUGCCCCUUCGGCGGCAGCGGGGAACCCGAGCAUCGUCACCGGGGGACGGACCCGCCCGGGAGGCGGCAGCGGGCGCCGGCUGGUGCCUCUGCGGCCCUGACCCCGGGGAGCGGCAGCGCUUUGGCUUGUUUCUUGGAGGUCAGCAAUACCCCAUGCCACUGAAACAACCAGAGAAGAGCCCAUUUCUCUCCCAGAUUCUGUGUCUCAGUGACCUUUCAAGAGCUCCCCAUGAAAUGCCACUGUCUGGGUGCCACAGGAAGUAGAUCAAAGAGACUGAUUCAGCCUACGUGAGGCUAGCAAAGCAAAGAGGCCAACCUGACCUACUGAAGCACUACACUCCUGUGGUGAUGAAGUCCCCUUCAGCAGCAUAUACUGCACCUUUUUGGUAUUCAAACUGUGCCAAUCCUGCAGGGAUUGAGAAACCACGGACCUGUGUUUCGUCUCUACCAGAUUACAUGGUUCACAGAGAGUUUAUGGCUGAUGACCAUCACGGUAACAGUUAUGAGACAAGCAGAGGGCCUUUUGAAUUUGAUACAAAAGGUAUUUGGCUGCGGGAAGUUGAGGACAAAGAAAAUGCAGAGAAAAAGAAGGUAAAGCUUCCACCUAUAAGCCCUAAAUAUCCAAGCAGAAUUCCAACUGUUUCUACAAACAAGGAAUUUAGUGGAGAAAAUAAGCUUGCCUUCCCACCCAUGCCUGCUCAGAGAAAAAGUGAAGCAGUAAAUUUUAGCAAAUUAAUAAGCAAUGGUUAUGGGACUGACUGGUUUCAGCAGUGUACUGGAUGGGAAAAUAAGACUCAAGAAACAUCAGAAAAUAGUGAGCACUCUGAAGAUUCUGAAUCACCACCUGGAAGCAAUGAGUUAAAGUCACAGUUCCAGGGAUGUAAUAAGUAACUUGAAACAUUCUUGGGGAAACUAAAGCUUUGUAUUGCUUAUAUAGCCCUAUUUACUAUUAUGUACUAUUUACAUGUUGGGCAGAUUAUUUUUCUAAUUUAACUCAUACCUGAUUGAGAUGUUUGCAAAAUGGAUGAACUUCAUUGGGCUUGAUUACAGCAAAUUUUAAAGAAUAGACAACAGCUAUCAAUGCUUAGUCCUAGACCAAAAUAAAGCAAAGCUGAGGUUUUCUCCCACGCAAGACUCCUGCUGCUUUGCUAUUCUCAGAGAGGGUUACCGUAUUGCUGACUUGACUAGACACAGGUAUGCUAUUGAUGUGUCCAAAUCAGCAAGUGUCUUCAGUUAAUUACAGCUGUACUCAUGAGUUAUGCCACAAAGAAAGGUGAAGGGGAACUGUGUGGUAUGGGAUGAAAUGAAGACAGAAAGAAUUGAACUGGUAUGGAUACUUGCAGUAAAAAAGUUAAACCUUCACUGAAAAGACUGUUUCUUCAUUUUGAAAGCUCAUUUACUUUGAACAGACACUCAGCUUUCUAGGACAGCUCUAUUGCUGUGCCUGCUGCACAAGAACUAGUUGAUCAGUCAUAGUGUUCAACCACAUAGUUAAAGACCUGGUGGCAUUUCCUGGUAUAGUCUUGUUGUGUAGAAGUUGAAUUGUUGGUUAACAGUUCUAUGGACUCAGCUAUCUGUGAUGUCUGCACUUUCAGCUGUUAGAUUAAAAAAAUUAUCUAUCCUGAAGUCUUGACUGCAACAAAAAUAUUAUAUGCUAGAUCACUGUGUUUAUUCAUAUCAGCAGAAGUUUGUACUUUGAAAUAGCAAUGUAUAGAUGUUGCACUUUAAUAUUUUGAAAAACUUAAAAUACACUGAUAUUUCAAUUCUUGCAUUUUAUCUACUUGGAUUAGGAUAUAUCCCUGAAAUCUUAUUAAUAAUUAAAUAUUGAUUAUAAAUUCCACUAGAAAGUGGGUGCAAUUUCAUUACCAAGUUUUUUUGCUAAUACCAUGAAAAGUAAACUCUUAAUUUUUAGAAUUUCCUCUUCAGAUUACAUUCAGUACAUUUUACACCUUUGAAUCCAAGUCCUGAAGGUUCUAAAAUGUAUUAAUAAAUGUAGAUUUCUUUGAACAGAAUGUUUAGAGUAUUUGGUUUAACACUGUUCCUUUAGAACCUCAAUGUAAAAAUUGAUUUGAAAUAGGUAAACCAUUGCUAAUCUGAACCUGCAAAAUUUUCAGCAAACUGCAGAAAUUUUGCUGUUGGUGUUGUUAGACCUAGCACCCGAGUCCAUCUUUGCUAUCCAAUAUUUUGAACAAUUCAACUAAAUUGUAUUUAAAAAAAUAAAAGGCAAAGACAUAUGCAAAUGCUUAAAUGUACAGUUACUGGCUGCUCAGCAAAUUUCUCUAAAUAUAAAAAAAGCUUACAUCAAGCUGUUACUUUAGUGGUGUGUGAGAUUACUUAGCUUGUAUCUGUUUUCAGUUACAAUUUGUGUUGCAAAUUAUGUCCAGAUACAUUGAAACCAUUAAUUUUGCUGCGAAGGCUGAGCUUCUGGGGAAAUCCAGUUUUCUAGGCCACCCUUAUCAGGGGAUGCCAGAGUUGGAGCUCAUAGCAUUAAAACCUGACCAGCUGUGGUGGGUUGACCUUGGCUGGACACCAGGAGCCUGCCAAGCCUCUCUAUCACUCCCCUUCCCAGCAGGACAGGGGAGAGAAAAUAAGGCGGAACACAACUUGUAGGAGUGACUCCAGUAAAGGGCAACAGAGCUGGUGAAGUUUCUAGAAAGUAAGUCCUAUGAGGAGCAGCUGAGGGAGCUGGGGUUGUUUAGCCUGGAGAAAAGGAGGCUUGGGGUGACCUUAUCAGUCUCUAAAAUGACCUGUAAGGAGUUUGUAGCCAGGUGGUUUCUCCCAGCCAGCCAGUGACAGAAUGAGAGGAAACAGCCAAGGGAGUUUCAGGCUGGACAUCAGGAAGAAUUUCUUCACUGAAAGGAGGGUUAAGCAUUGGAAUGGGCUGUCCAGGGAAGUGGUGGAGUCGCCAUCCUUGGAAGUGUUCAAGAAGCAACCAACCAUACAUGACAGUGCUAUGGCUUUGUUGACAAGGUGGUGUUCAGUUGAAGGUUGGACUCGAUGAUCAUGGUGGUCUUUUCCUACUUAAAUGAUGGCCAUUAAUGUAAAUUCAGCUUUCCUUAGUCAAGCCAAGGAGAGGUUUGUAUUGUUCGUCAACUGAGUCUGAAUGGAUCACAGUUUGAAUACUGUAAGUUAAAAUAUUAGCAGCCUGAGAUUUCUCUUCACAAGAGCAGGGAGUCUUGUGCAUUCAAAAUAACAGAGAGCUGCAGCAGACAUGUAACUUGCCUGUUCUUCAAGGGACGUGAAGUCAAAGUGGUAAAACAAAUCAAAAAGCUCCAGCUGAACCCAAGGAUGGAAGUGUGCUGCUUGAAUUCACCUUAUCACAGUAAUCACAUUGUUCUAUUUACUUCUGAGUCAAUGCAGUCAUGAAGCUGGCAGUUUUCAAAGUCAUCAGCAGUUCCAUGUAAAAGCACUGGAAGCUUCUGGUUUUCCAUUUUUGUUUUUCAGAGAAAUGUCAAAGUCAAAAGCUGGGUGCCUAUUACAAAAUCUUGCCUUAUUGUUUUAAAUGCUGAAACAUUUGUUUCAUUGUCUUGUGUUCUAUUUCUGCUCUGAAUGCCUUUAAGUAGUGAGAUUUUUUUUUUUUUUUUGAAUACUGAUUGCUUUACAAGCCCAAAGAUGAAACAAAAGUUCAGUUACAUUUUAUGAAUUGCAUCCAAGAUACUGGACAUGUGAGUGUUUCUAAAAGAGAAUUCCAGACAAAGAUUUAACAACUUGGCAGUUGAGCGACCAGAGAGUAAUUUUCCUUUUAUAUAUAGCCAUUUCACUGUAGUGAAGCCUAAUAUAUAUCUAAUACAUAACUCUAACCACUUCUGUCUUUUUGAACUAGACUAAAAUAUAAACAUACUUCCAAAGAUCAAGGGUACAUAUGCAUUAACUUUCUUUGUGUAGCAAUACAAACAAAAAUUCAAUUGCCCUGUGUUCUUCUGAAGCAUCUAAAAUUCCCUUGAUUUGGGAUUAUGUAUUUCUUAAAUACUAUCAUUCAGCCUGCUGAAUAUGCAGGCUGAGUUGUAAAAGAUAUCGGAUGAAGCCAAAUUUCUUUCUGUAAAUAAAUAACUUCAUAUUCUUGCUCUUCUCUGCAGAUAUUUUUUGAGAAUGUAGUUACAUAUUAUGCUAUAAUGUGGGAGAAAAAGCUAGAAAUAGAAAUAAAGAAGUUCAGUCUUAGCACAUUUUGUCCUUCUAUUAAUAGUUGUCAUAUUACAAAACAUUCAGAAUAACUGAAGAAUCAAAAUGAAGUGGGUAAAACAGCUGCACUGAAAUAUUUGUCUAAUUGACUGUGAAAAUGGUUUAUGGUGAGCACAAGGGAGAAUAUGUUUGAUUAUGACAGACAGCCUUAUUUCCAUAGCUCACAUUUUCGUCCAUGCAACAUAAAAACCUGAAAAUGGAUACCGGUUACGUAUUGUUGCUAUUACCUCAGUGUGUAGCUGUGUAUUUUUCACCCUUCUGAACAACAUUAGUAUCUUUCCCACUAAAAUACAGAAUUGAAUGAAAACCCAAACACUACACUACAAAACCAGGAAGCUAAAAGGAGAUUUAAAAUUUUUAGUGAUAUCUGAGAGAAAAUAUUGCUACCAAUUAUGAGACUCAUAGAAAUGCAUAAUUUAUUGAACAUUUCAGACAAGGUAACUAUAGCAACCUUAUUAUUUACAAAAACAAUUUCAAUUGAUUCUCUUAAUUUAUAGCUGAAUAAAAAACAACCUGAAAGCUAAAGCAGACUUUUCACUGGACCCUGAGAUGAAGGGAUAUGUAAUAUUCCUGUUUAAAGGAAAACUUUCUUCCACAGAAUUAACCACUCUCUAAGGUGUUUGGCCACUACUAUAGCUUGGAAGUCUUGACAAAUAUUUAAAGAACAGGAAAAUGGAAGUUGGAUUAGGAACCUGUCCUUCUGUUUCACCCACUGGAAAUCUCAAGAAGCUGAACAGGUGACGUUUUUCUGAGUUUGUUAAACAAUUCUUCUUGCAUGUCGUUUAUGCCUAGAAAUGCAUCUAUGCAAGGGAUCUCUCUCUCUUAUAUUCACAUACAAAGUCCUUUGGUGUGAGACAGGAUAUGAAUAAAUUUUACUUUAAAUGCCCAAUACAUGAUUUUGUAAUAAAUACAUCUCAGCAGUGCCUUGUGCCUAAUGUGUUUACUGUCCUGAGACACGGAAAGUUCUCUACCAUGAAGAUGUUAGUUGCUCUGUUUCCCAAGUAUUCCCUACUAUGACAAACCACAGUGUG